This is a messenger RNA of Cucumis sativus (cucumber), 1596 nucleotides long. Its product is annotated as protein WALLS ARE THIN 1. The record is from RefSeq and is a predicted model, not a curated record. NCBI's taxonomy places the organism in Eukaryota, Viridiplantae, Streptophyta, Magnoliopsida, Cucurbitales, Cucurbitaceae. Gene Ontology annotation, molecular function: transmembrane transporter activity. Gene Ontology annotation, cellular component: plasma membrane. The transcript has 6 exons. Bases 84 to 1274 code for a protein of 396 amino acids.
AUCUCCCCUUCUUCUCCCUAAACCAUCACCACCACUUUACCCUCUUCUUCUUUCUUCUUCCCUUCUCUUUAACCUCGCCAUCAAUGGCGGACUCGGGCUCUGCCUCCGACAAGAGAAUGUCGUGCUCUAUCCCUGAGAGGUUCCAACUCCAUGCCGCCAUGUUGGCCUUGCAAUUCGGCUAUGCCGGUUUCCAUGUCGUCUCUAGAGCUGCCCUCAACAUGGGCAUUAGUAAACUCGUCUUCCCUGUUUACCGAAAUGUCAUCGCUUUGCUCCUCCUCCUUCCCUUUGCAUAUUUCAUCGAAAAGAAGGAUAGACCUGCUCUCACUCUCAACUUUGUCCUUCAGUUCUUCCUGCUGGCUCUCGUUGGAAUUACAGCCAAUCAAGGGUUUUACUUGCUGGGUUUGGAUAAUACUUCCCCAACCUUUGCUUCUUGUAUUCAAAAUUCUGUCCCUGCCAUUACUUUCCUCAUGGCUGCACUUCUCAGAAUUGAGCAAGUACGACUGAACCGGAAAGAUGGGAUAGCAAAGGUGAUGGGUACAAUAUGUUGCGUGGCCGGAGCGACGGUGAUCACAUUAUACAAAGGGCCCACCAUCUACAGCCCCUCAACAACGACGGUGACGUUGCAGGGUAUGGCAGAGACGACGGCGGCAAUGACGCUGCAAGGGCCGGGAAUGUUCCCGUCGCUAGGCGACGCAAAGGGGAAAAGCUGGACGUUAGGGUGCGUGUACUUGAUCGGCCACUGUUUGUCGUGGUCGGCGUGGCUAGUUCUUCAAGCACCGGUGCUGAAAAAGUAUCCGGCUCGCCUCUCCGUCACCUCCUUCACUUGCUUCUUUGGCCUCAUCCAAUUCCUCAUCAUCGCCGUCGCCUUCGAGCGCGACGCUCAGGCUUGGCUCUUUCACUCCGGCGCUGAAGCCUUUAGCAUUGUUUAUGCUGGGGUGGUGGCUUCGGGGAUAGCAUUUGCUGUACAGAUAUGGUGCAUUGACAGAGGUGGCCCUGUCUUCGUUGCUGUCUACCAACCUGUUCAGACCUUCGUUGUUGCUCUCAUGGCUUCCUUCGCUUUGGGCGAGGAGUUCUACUUGGGAGGGAUCAUAGGGGCGGUGCUUAUUAUAACGGGAUUGUACCUUGUGCUGUGGGGAAAGAGCGAAGAAAAGAAAAUCCUAUUGGAAAGAUCAAUGAUCCAGACCGCACCGGACCAUGGUAGCAGCAGAAUAAGUGGCCAGAUCAAACCGUCCAUUACCCAGCCACUACUCCAUCCUACGGCGGAAAAUGUUUGACUUGCUUUGAAUGAAACACUCAACUUUUGACUCACUCGAGACACGUGUCCUCCCUACAUAUGUCAAAAAUUCAGUUCAGUUCAGUGUGUUUGUUUAUUUAUUUUUCUUUUUUUACUUCUUGGUUGAAUAUUCGCACGCUUACUUUACUUAAUUAGGAGAGUUUUUUUUAUAAAAUAUUUUUUGUGUUUCAAAAUUAAGGAAAAAAAAGAAAAAGAGUAGAUGGUAAGGCCGGGGGUAUGAAUGUCAUUUUAAAGCUGUUGUGGGGCCACAGAGUCCAAAACCGCCAUUAUAUAUAAAAUAUGCCUUUUUGUUGUUGAAUGAA